This is a messenger RNA of Cotesia congregata, 2028 nucleotides long. The record is from the annotation of a GenBank genome assembly. Lineage: Eukaryota; Metazoa; Arthropoda; Insecta; Hymenoptera; Braconidae.
AUGCUUGAAAAAUCGAUAAAAUUUUCGAAAAAUAGCAUACGAAUAACCAUUGCGGAGGCUUUAUUGUCGCAUCGUUUAUUAGUAAGACAUUCAUCAGAUGGCCACCAAAGCAAUAAAAAAAGUAAGAGUCGAAUUGGUCUCUUGGCUGUCGGUUCACUUACAUUAGGAACAAUCGCUGUAUUAGGAUAUGCAAAGAAUAAUAGACAAUUUAGAGACACUCUUGAUAAGUGGAUUCCUGGAGCUGAUGAAACAAUAAAAUUGAUAUUUUUAGAAGAAAAUUCUUUUAUAGCUUACAUUCGUGAUUUUUUCAACAACUUCAAGCAAAGUGUCCCGUUUGGAAUUUUCGAUACUGCAAAAGAAUCUGAAAUUACGAAACCGAAAGAAGAAAAAAAAGCUUCAAAAGCAAUCAUUGAGGCGCCAAUUGAAAAGAAGCAAAAAUCCGAGAUUUCAGUCAACACUGAUAAUAAACCGAAAAAAACAAAAAAAGAUGAAAUAGAAGCUGAAAAUAAUCUUCCUCGUCCAUCUUCAAAAGAUUUGAAUCAAGUGAAAGCUACGAGCCUAGAUGAUUUAAAGAGAUCAUGCAGUCAAUUAGCUACAAAAGUAAUAAGUGAAUAUGACAAUGCUAUACAAGUUGUCAACAAUUACAAUCGAGGAAUUGCGGAAGUCGUUGAAGCUAAUGUUUCAACUGUACAUUCAUCGUCAGUUUGGAAAAGAUUGAAAGAAGAUUUAGAGAAGCGGAAAAAAAUUAUCCAACAAGUUGAUAAAUUCACCUCCGAUGCUGAACAAGAAAUAAAACAAUAUUUGAGUUCCAUGAAUUCGAAAUUCGAUAUACCGGAUACAAUAAAAUCAGAAGCUCGUAACUUCGUUGAUAAACUUUUGACUGAUCUUCAUAAAGCUAAAAAAAAAUAUGAAGACGAAAAAUCCAAUGUGAAGAUUGCUGAAAAAUUCAUGGAUAAAAUGAAUAUUGCCAGGCAACAUUUUCAUGAAGAACUUAAAAUAUUAUUCCCUGAUAUGAAUGUAAACGAUGGACUGUUGCCUAGUAGUGACAAAGCAUUCGAUCUCUUUGUACUUUAUAUGUAUAACAAAGUCAACUAUUUGAAAUCAGAGUUAGAUAAACUUGAAACCAUUGGGAAUGAAAAACUGAAAGCUGCAUUGAAUUCCUCCGGGGCAAGUGCCGAUGAUAGCAAAAUAAAUGAAAUUGUUAGUAGAGAAUUAAACAAAGAAAAGCGACUUCUUCAAGAAGAGUUUGAUAAAAAGCUUUUGGAAGAAAGAAAAAUUUUUAUGGAAGAACUUCGUAAGCAAUUGAAACUCCAAGCUCAGAUUAAUGCAGAUCUACUGAAGGAAACUCUUGAAUUAAAAGAGAGAGAAACUGAACGGUUAGUAAACCAAACUCUUGAGGAACAAUUAGAAAAUGAAUCAAACAAUUAUAAAGCACAACUCGGAGUAGUUGUUGGGCGUUUGCGUGGAUUAGAUGAAGCCCUUAAAUUACGUUUAUCGGAAGAAAAAGGAGCAUGUGAAGUACAAGUACUUUGGGCUGCUUGUCAAGCAUUAGCAAGAGCAGUAAAAGCUACACCACACAAAAAUGUUCUAAGAGAACGAUUUUUAAAGGUUGAACACAUGGCAAGACGACUCGCUCUUGUUCCCGAAGAAGGUGCAUCUUUACCAAUUUACUUCUUGAGUUAUCUCCAAAACUUUUUACUCGUUAAGGCUGAAACUCCUAUAACAAAGAGUGAGCUAUCUGAUGAACCAAUUGAUGUCAAUAAACUCGAUACAUACGAUAUUUUGAACCGUGCAAGAUAUUGGCUCGAUCGAGGAGAUUUAAAAAUGAGUCUUAAGUAUAUGAAUUUAUUGAGUGGAGCGCCAAGAAGCGUAGCUAAAGAUUGGAUGAAUGAAACAAGAAUUUUAUUAGAAACACAACAAGCAUACAUACUGAGAGAUAAAUGCUACAAUAUCACGAGGCUUAAAAAUAAGUUCGCUUGUGUUCCCGUCUUGUUUAAGCUUUCCAUUAACCCAAGUUUGAACCGAUAA